Messenger RNA from Sycon ciliatum, 3101 nucleotides. RefSeq names its product lysophosphatidylcholine acyltransferase 2-like. Gene Ontology annotation, cellular component: endoplasmic reticulum. NCBI's taxonomy places the organism in Eukaryota, Metazoa, Porifera, Calcarea, Leucosolenida, Sycettidae. The transcript has a single exon. The record is from RefSeq and is a predicted model, not a curated record. The coding region runs from base 53 to 1510 and encodes 485 amino acids. Gene Ontology annotation, molecular function: lysophosphatidic acid acyltransferase activity.
UGUUGUGUAGUGAAGCAACUGUUUGUGCUUUUACUCCUUGCAAGCCGAGGCCAUGGCGCGGCGAGGUCGAGUGCGUAUCCUUCCCGACCUCGCCACUAGCGGAAAUCCGUUCGUGCUCGACUUGCAAUUUAGCGCGCUGGAGCGCGCAAAGCUGAUCGUGGGAGGGCUAGUUCUGCUGCCCAUCCGCGUGUUGCUGAGCGUGUUGUUUGCGUCCGUUCUGUACGUGUUGGUCACACUGACUGCGAUUGGAUGGAAACAUGGCGGGCAUCUGAAAAACUGGCAGAAAGUCCUGCUCACCACCGUCAUUCCGCCUGUGCUUCGCUGCUGGACGUUCGUGCUGGGUUAUUACGCAAUACCAGUCCUGGGCACUCGGGCCAGCGCCUCCGAGGCGCCCAUCUACGUGGUCGCCCCGCACAGUCACGUGAUGGAGCCCUGGCUGCUGAAUCCGUACAGCCGCGGUUCGCCGCUGUCGAAGAAGGAGAACGAGCAUUUCCCGUUCAUGGGCCGGGUCAUCAAGUCCUCCGAGCCCAUCUGGGUGGACCGGGAGGCCAAGCAGAGAUCGAACACGGUCGAGCGCAUAGUUCAGAGAGUAGCGUCGCCGGGCUUCUGGCUGCCGAUCGUGAUCUUCCCGGAAGGCACGACUCACAACGGCGAGUGCGUGAUCGGCUUCAAAACGGGCGCGUUCCGCCCUGGGCUGCCCGUCCAGCCCAUCCUGUUCCGUUUCGGCGAGCGCGACGUGGGUGCGUACGUGGCGUUCGACCGCUCGCUGGUCGGUAUCCUACUGCUGGUGAUGAUGCAGUGGCGGAACACGUUCUCCGUCCAGUACCUGCCCGUGUACACGCCGAGCGACGCGGAGAAGCACGACGCCCAGCUGUACGCUGCCAACGUCCGUCGUCUGAUGGCCGCGGAGCUACGGAAGCCCGUCAACGACUGCGGUCUGGAAGACCUGCGGCUGAUGGAGAUAGCAGAGGGUGCUGGGCUGCCGAAGGAAUGCGCGCUGAUCGAGUUCAACCUCAUGAAUCGUCUGUUCCAAGUCGACCUCGCCGCGCUCAAGACGGUCAUGCGCCGGUUUGUGCGCAUGAACACGCGCAAGACCGGCUCCGUCAGCUGGUCCGAGUUUGCAGCGAGCCUUUGCUGGCCCAACGCCGAGCACGCACAGCUUCUGUACGACGAGUAUGACACACGGUCCGGCUGCGGCGAGCUAGCGUUCCGCGAGUACGUCGUGGGUACGCUGGACCUGGCAGGCCGUGUUGCCGAUGCCGACAAUCUGGUUGUCACGGCGUUUGCCGCGCUGUCAGCACGGCAACGCUGCAUCACGGAGGAGAGCGCGCUGCGUGCGUUUCAUGAGCGCGGACACAUGUGUGUUACCGACGCCGCCGUCCGUGUGUUCUUGCGCCGAGCGACGCGAGAGCAGGAGCUCACGGAGCUGCGGUUUGUGGCGUACGUGGAGGAGAACCCGGACGCAAAGGUCCUGUUGAAAUGGUUUCUUGACGGCGUAGACAGCCUCUGAUACAGUGUGUGUGUGUGUGCGUGCGUGUGUGUGUGUAUGUAUGUGGCAGCUCUUUUGUGAAACUCAUGCGGCUAUAUGCCUGUUGGCUCUGGCAGCACGCUGUGGGUGCAACGCAAACUCCCGUUUGUUCCCGCAGCAUGCAGAUGGUGCAAUACGUGCUUCCGUCUGCUCAUCCAGCUGCUGUGCAAGCAUCCUUGCCAGCGGACAAAGCGCUUCGCCGCAACUUGACAUCGCUGGAAUACGGCUGUUGGUGACCAUGAAGCUCGUUGCCCUGCACGCUGCACGCCUCAUGCAGACACGCUAGUGCCCACGUGACCGACUCACUGCAUGGCCAAACGAUGCACACUCUGCUUGUAAGUAUGAGUGCGGGCAGACCACUAGCCCGCGAAAGGAAUACUGCUAACGUUGCAGGUGAUAUGACGUAAUGCCUUGUUUUAUAAGGUAUGCCAAACUCAAGCCACUCCAAGGCUCAGUUGAAUCAAUAAAAUUAAUUUUACUGGAGUAAAUUACCGACAAAUCCGAGUUGUGCAGUAAUCGAAGCCCAUGCAUGCACUUUCGGAUGACAUGUUCAGAACUGAGGUUUCCGGUGCCCAACGCAGGAAUAGACAUGGCUGAAAUUAAGCCGUAAAGAUAGUAGAAUAAUUCUGAUAACACUAAUCCGCGUCUGUCUUUCGUUUCAAUUCUAAGAACCUGAUGCUCGUGUUGAACCUGAUGCUCGUGUUGAACCUGAUACUGUAAUUUAUCGUAACGGAGCUGUUUCAACGUCGUGCAUGCAUUCGACCGAUGAUAUUGCCGAGCUGAGCUUGAUCGCUGCCGUGCACCUGUUGCCGUCUGGUGAUGUGGAUACACAGAGCUGCUGCUGACCGGCGCACUGCGUGUACCCCUGCAGAGUGUUUUUGUACGCGUGCACUGUAGUGUGCUUGAUGUCCUCUGCGACUUCGGGCUUUCGGGUACUAUUCUGUGCUACCCGUGCUACCCGAGGUCCUCACGGGUAGCACGCGUACCCGCCGACCCGUGCACACGACUACUAUACUGGCUCAUGCGGAUUACACAUCAUGCUAUAGGCGCAUGCGGAUUACACGAUCAUCACGUUGUGCUGCUACCAAACUCACAGUCUUGUACACUAGGCAUGGGUCUCUUCUAUUAUUUAUUUCACUCUACUUUUUCUGAGUAAUCACCGGCUGUAUAAUUAUGAUCUGGUUAAAUUAGUGGACAGUUAGUCCUAAAGCGCAACAUUUUGUCCUCCUUUUUUUUGCCAUAAUUAAACUGGCUCAUCAUCCGAGUUCUAGUUUUUCUGACAUGGCAAUAGCUAUAGAUACCGGUAUAGACGGAUACAUUGUAGACUAGUAUUGAGAUAAGUUGUACAACAGCCGACGUAUACUAGACAGGAAUGCCAGCCUUUCCGCCUCGCUAAUUCUGCUUAUUGAUAUUUUAAUGAUUACAAUCUUGGCGUCGCCUUUCCUCUUCCGUGAGGUGUGAUCUCUGUUGUAUGGUAUCUUGAAUUGAACAUGUCAGAUUGAUUGAUGGACUCAAUAGUAGUGAAUACACAAUAUUAACAUACCGUCGGGCGCAUCAGCUGAUGCCUAACCAA